AUGUUCAACAUCCUCGUCAUUUCACGACUGAGGCCAUUGCACAAACGGAGGAGCGUCUCGUCGGGGGCCGGACCUUCGUCGUCACACCACCAGGCCGCGGCGGCGUCGGGCCUUGACGACCUGCUGGGUCUCAACCUGGGGGCUGCAGGGGGCCCCAGCGGUGCCGAGCCCCCAUCGGUGACGGAUCCCUGGGGCAUGCCGCUCUACGACGGUGCGCAGGCUGCAGCUCCAGACCCAUGGUCAUCGCCCACAGGCAGUCGGCCGGCCACAGUCGGUCAACCGAGUGACCCCUGGCAGUCACCAACUUCCAAGCCAGCAAAUCAUGGAGACCCAUGGUCGACCAGCCAAGACCCCUGGCGGUCUCCGGCUGGCGGGCCCACAACCAACGGAAACGACCUGGAUGAGUUUGACACCUUGAGCAAACGAUCAGCCGCUACCAGUCCAAUCUCUGAACAAACUGGGGCAGUGGGUGAUGCGCUGGCAUUGGGCGGCCUGCGCCGGGCCUUGCCGAGUGCGGAGGAGGACGAACUGAGCAAACGGAAAACGCCGGAGAGCUUCCUAGGUCCCAAUUCGAACCUGGUGAACUUGGACGCGCUCGUGACGACGCGACCCGCAGGUACACUGGGCGUCGCACCACCGCUGCAGCGAACCCGUUCGCAGCGCCGCUCUCGGCACCAACGACAGGACUGGCGGCACCCGGCGCAGCGGCAGCGUGCGGCGGCCAGCAACCCGUUCCAGGCAUCCAAGCCGCCCACAAUCAACCAGCUACGACUUCAGAACAACAGCUUCCCGGCGACGCCAGUCGCACCUGUGACAACGACGACGCUCCUGACGCAUUCCGGCCCGCCGCGCCGCCUUGGUUCCGCAGCACGCCUUUGGCUCCACACGCCGGCUACGUGGGGAUGCCUGCUGGCGCGACAGCAGUGGGGACAGCCUGGUAUCUCAACCUGGGAGGACUUGGAGGUCCUGCUCUCGUCUGCGGACCUGACACUGCAGCUUGUUGCGGUGACUUGGGCUGCCGAUGUUACUACCACAAGAGGCAUGACCAUGUAG
Messenger RNA from Rhipicephalus sanguineus (brown dog tick), 1053 nucleotides. RefSeq names its product epsin-2-like. The record is from RefSeq and is a predicted model, not a curated record. Lineage: Eukaryota; Metazoa; Arthropoda; Arachnida; Ixodida; Ixodidae. The coding region runs from base 1 to 1053 and encodes 350 amino acids. The transcript is spliced from 7 exons.